Molecule: messenger RNA, 627 nt
Organism: Fragaria vesca subsp. vesca
Lineage: Eukaryota; Viridiplantae; Streptophyta; Magnoliopsida; Rosales; Rosaceae
Exons: 2
Coding region: 13-348 (111 amino acids)
Source: RefSeq, a predicted model, not a curated record
GUAAAAAUCACCAUGAUCGCAGUGAGGCCCAAGCACGAGGAAAUGGAGGUCCGAUUCGCGGCGAAGCCGUACAGCACCGACGACGACAGCGCCGGGUCGUCGGAGGAGAUGGACUCGCCGAGGUCGGUGCAGGGGCGGUGGAGGAGGUCGGCGUUGAAGAAGGUGGCGUAUGUGCACAGCCAGAUCUUGAGGAUCAGAGAGGAGGACUCGCACCUCGGCGAGAGCAGCGCGUUUGGCGCCAAAGAGAAGGUGGCGCACGCGGUGGCGUCGCGCGUCGACGUUGUGCUUUUGGCCCGCCCGGUCUUGCCUUGCUCGCCGCUCAGAAACACCGUCAACGCUUUGCACUGAGCUAGCUCGGCUUGUUCAGGUUAUGAGCUGCUGGGUCUUUUUAAGGGAGCAGAUCAAAAUUCCAAGAAGAACACAGAGUUUGAAAUCAAGUCUUUCUUGACUUCGUCUCUCGCUUUAGUUUUCUUGUUUCCGUAGAAUGAGUCUAGUCGUUUGUUUGUGAGCAAACGUUUCUGUACAGUUAGCAGAAUUACAUGAGAUGAUGAUGUGAGCGAUUCACAUCUCCCUUUCUCGGGAAAGAUACUCGCAAAAUACUCCGGAUAUACUGUAUUUGCACAUCAC